This is a messenger RNA of Prorocentrum cordatum, 5877 nucleotides long. The record is from the annotation of a GenBank genome assembly. Lineage: Eukaryota; Dinophyceae; Prorocentrales; Prorocentraceae.
AUGGCGCCCCACCUCAGCAAGAGGGAGCUCGACCGCUGCUUCUCGCUCUAUGCCGCUGGGAAGACCCCGGUGGAGACACGCGACCUCGUUAGUCGGACCCGUGAGUCCCUCGACGAGACUGGGCCGGAUUUGACGACCGUCCGCCGGGCCCUGCGGGGCGCCACGCACAGGCGUGGCCCAGCGGAGACUCGCGGCCGCAAGCCCAAGCUCACGGCCGUCAAGCUCCGCGCCUUGAACAACGCGCGGGUUCGUUUGAUUCGGGCGGCCAAGGGCGAGGCCGAGGUUCACCUCAGGGACGUGAUGAAGGCCGCGCGGGUCUCCGACGUCCACAAGGGCACGGCCUCCAGGCACUUCAAGCGCCUCGGGGUCACCUGGCGCGCUCCCCGCGCGGAGCCGCUCCGCGGCUCCGCGGAGGCGGAGGAGCGCGUGGCCGUGUGUUCGGGGUGGAAGCGGCUCCCGGGCAACUAUUUCACGCACCAGGUCGAUGCCAUCAUCGACAAUAAGGUGUUCCCCAUCCCCAUGACCAAGCGGGCGAAGACGCACGCAAAGAAGAGUCGCGUUCGCGGCCACCUUCGCACCAAGGCAGAGGGGGUCCUCAAGCCUUUCACGAAGCCGAAGGGGAACCGGAACAGGGUGAACCCAGGCGCCAAGGUUCACGUGGCCGCAGCCAUCGUGAACAACAAGGUCCGCGUCUGGCACUACCUGCCCACCCUGUGGUGCGCCGACGCAGCCUGCGAUUUCUACGCGGGCGUCCUCGCUCCCGCGCUUCGCCGUUGCCGGAAGGGGCGCCGCGCCUUCCGCAUCCUGGAGGAUAACGACCCCACGGGGUACAAGAGCAAGAAGGCCGUUGACUGCAAGCGGGGGCUCAAGAUCACCCCCCUCAAGUUCCCCAAGUAUUCCCCGGACUUGAACCCCCUCGACUACUUCCUCUGGGCGGAGGUCAACCGACGAAUGGCAGAGCAGAGCGCGCCGGCCAAUGAGUCUCAGAGCGCUUACAAGGCGCGCCUCAGGCGCGUCGCCAUGGGCAUCCCGAAGAGCGUCAUCAGGGCAGCCGUGGCUAAGAUGAAGACGAAGGCGGCGGAGGUCGUCGUGGCCGAGGGAGGCAGGAGGCGGCAGGGCGCGUUGCCCGGCGCUUGCAACGUGGAGCUCGCGGCCGGCGCCGAGGCUUUUGCCGGGCCAGACCGAACUGCGCCAGGACCCGCGUCCAUGUCGACGGCGGACGCCCCAGGUCCUUUCGAGUUCUGUGGUGCUCUGAGGCUGUUGCGGCGCCGCUUGCGGCAGAAGACGGACACGGGGCGCGUGGUGCCGUCUCCCCCAGUCCCGUCCGCAGGCGUGGACGCCGAGGCCGUCGAAACCAAAGUCAUCCGGGACGCCUUGAAGGCCGUCUUAGUAGGCAAGGACUUGAAACACAUUUCGUUGCGUGAGCGUCGCCGCCAGGUCGCUUUGAAACUCGGUUUGCAAGAGCAUGCUUUGGACCAACGCAAGCACGAGUUCAAGAGCCUGACAACCGAGGUCGUUUCGGAAACGCAGCCCGACCAGGACGCCGCGUCGCCUCUGGAGACCGUGUUGGCUGAGGCCGAGAAGCCGGACUCGUUGCAGUGGGUCUACUUGGUGACCAUAUCGCGCGUCCUGGACGCGACCCUUCCCGACGGCCGCCAGUGCCGCGAUCUUGGCACGAUGAGCCGGGAGGACAUCGGAAAAGCAGUGGCCGACGCAUUCAACAAUCCGAUUCCGACUGGGUCCGCGGGCGGCCGCCCUAGGAAGGAACCGGACGGCCAAGCGCUCGUGUCCAUGGCGGUGGUGUUCCAGGAGAAGCACAAAGACGGCGCGAUCCAUUUCCACGUUGCUGUGAAGCUGACUAGGUCGGGCUGUUUCCAGCAGGCCAAGCGCACUCUGCGUGAGCGCCAUUUGUUGCCGAGCCAUUUCUCUGGUUCCCACCGGCGAAUGUGGAGCGCCGUGAGGUACGGGCAUAUGGAGACCCCAGCCAAACCAGAUGUCGACGACGCCCCGUGGGUGUGGCAGCCAGACUGGGCUGGGUUCGCGCGCGAGAACGACGCCAUCGACCUCUUCGAGAUGUCGCAGGAGCCAUACAUGGCAGGCGCGUGGGUGAAGCGCCGGGAGGCCACGGACAAGGCGGCCGGGGCGAUGGGCACGAAGACGACGUUCGAACUCGUAGACUUGACGUCGACCAUCAUCGCCAAGCACUUGUGGGCGAAGGACAGCCUGAUGGCGUACGUCCAGGACCGCGGGACGAAGGCCAUGCAGGGGUUCGUCCGCAGCCGAUUGCGCAAGCUGACGGCGGACCUUGAAGAGACGAAGGAGUGGGCGUCUGCCCGCGAGAACGCGGCCUUCGAGGCGGUGGACGAUUGGACGCUCGUGUGCCGCUGCGCUGAGGAGACAUGCCCCCAUGGCCCGGCGUGCUCGUACAGGUCAGCCGUGGAGACCAUCUUCUCCCGCAACGCCGCUUCUUUCGACGUUCGGGAGCUCGCGGCGUCUCUGCGGGACAUUCUGAUGGUCGGCCCGAAGAAGACGACGAGGGUGCCCUUCCUGGUGGGGCCGUCGAAUUCCGGGAAGAGCACGGUGGUUUACCCUUUCGACGACUUGUUUACUCCGAAACGGGUUCUGCACAAGCCUGCCUUGGGCCCCUCCUUUGGACUCCGGAACCUGGCCAGCGGCACGAAGCGGUUCAUCUUCUGGGACGACUUCCGGCCGGUUGAGUUCGCCCACGAGAAGACCGUCCCCGUCUCUUUGUUCCUGUCUCUGUUCGUCGGCCAGCACACCGAGAUCCAGAUUUCCCAGUCCUUCAACGACGGGAACAAGGACGUCUGCUGGAACCACGGCGCCGUUUUCACGGGCAAGCUGGAGGGCCUCUGGGAGACGACGAAUAAGGUGGGUGCGGAGGACAUCCGGCACAUGCAGAACCGCGUGAGGCAGUUCCCAUUCACCUCCGUCUUGUCGGACGGCUCUUUGCAGGACGUGCUCUCGUGUGCUCCGUGCAUGACCGCGUGGAUCGUCCGGGAGGCGGCAAAGUUCGACGCCGUCGGCGUUUUCCGCCCGGCGCCCGCUGCGCUGGCCGCGGCAGACGCGGGCGUGCCGCCUGUGAGCGGCUUCGACGACCUCAUGUCCGACGCGCGCAUACCCCGCGCGCAGGCAGACGCCUUGCUGGCGGAUGUCCGCGCGAUGGGUGCGGUUGCCGUGGACGAGGCGGGUCAGGAAGAUGAGAUGUCCACGUUCGUUCGCAAGCAGUACAGUGCCAGCCAGUUAGACUUCAAGCAAGCCAUGGGAAUGCCAGCUGUUGACGGGGGCCUAUCGGCGCAGGAAGCUCACAUGAGCAAGUACUUGUUUCCUGAGGCCAUCCAGGAGCUCCUUGUGACCCCCCUCGAGCACCUCCCAGCGUUUGGGCCACGUCUUUCCCUUCCUACCUUCGAUGACUUCGAGAAGGCUGGGGAGGACCUGGACUACAUAAAGAAACGCAGAAUGCGCAGCGAGACUCGCCUACCGUUCGCGCACAACUACGAGCAGGAUACCUACGGCUUGCUGAACGGCGACGUGAGCGCCGACUGGUACAAGCUGGGCACGCUGUACGGCGACGUGCGAGCACACCACCCCCUGUUCUGGCCGCUGAAUGGCGGUAGCGCCCGCGGCGCUAGGCAGACCGAGAGCGACGUGGAGGACACCGGCGCGGGGGACAAGAGCGAGAAGAUCGAGAAGAUCGAGAAGGACAGCAAGGCGCGCCGCAAGGGCGACAAGGACGGGGAUCAGGUGCUCUCAGGCUUUGAAGUGGUGCUCACAGCCGUCCUGGUGCUCAUGGCCAUUGAACCGUACGGACCUUGGCACCUGUCACUGGGAGUACCGUGCACUGCAAUGCUCACAGACCCCUCUAUGCCGAGGCGCCGCUUGCGGCAGAAGACGGACACGGGGUACGUGGUGCCGUCUCCCCCAGUCCCGUCCGCAGGCGUGGACGCCGAGGCCGUCGAAACCAAAGCCAUCCGGGACGCCUUGAAGGCCGUCUUAGUAGGCAAGGACUUAAAACACAUUUCGUUGCGUGAGUGUCGCCGCCAGGUCGCUUUGAAACUCGGUUUGCAAGAGCAUGCUUUGGACCAACGCAAGCACGAGUUCAAGAGCCUGACAACCGAGGUCGUUUCGGAAACGCAGCCCGACCAGGACGCCGCGUCGCCUCUGGAGACCGUGUUGGCUGAGGCCGAGAAGCUGGACUCGUUGCAGUGGGUAUACUUGGUGACCAUAUCGCGCGUCCUGGACGCGACCCUUCCCGACGGCCGCCAGCACACCCGAGGGGGAGUCGUGAUUGACGUGGAUGUUAUUGGGUGUGUUGGGGAACCGGACGGCCAAGCGCUCGUGUCCAUGGCGGUGGUGUUCCAGGAGAAGCACAAAGACGGCGCGAUCCAUUUCCACGUUGCUGUGAAGCUGACUAGGUCGGGCUGUUUCCAGCAGGCCAAGCGCACUCUGCGUGAGCGCCAUUUGUUGCCGAGCCAUUUCUCUGGUUCCCACCGGCGAAUGUGGAGCGCCGUGAGGUACGGGCAUAUGGAGACCCCAGCCAAACCAGAUGUCGACGACGCCCCGUGGGUGUGGCAGCCAGACUGGGCUGGGUUCGCGCGCGAGAACGACGCCAUCGACCUCUUCGAGAUGUCGCAGGAGCCAUACAUGGCAGGCGCGUGGGUGAAGCGCCGGGAGGCCACGGACAAGGCGGCCGGGGCGAUGGGCACGAAGACGACGUUCGAACUCGUAGACUUGACGUCGACCAUCAUCGCCAAGCACUUGUGGGCGAAGGACAGCCUGAUGGCGUACGUCCAGGACCGCGGGACGAAGGCCAUGCAGGGGUUCGUCCGCAGCCGAUUGCGCAAGCUGACGGCGGACCUUGAAGAGACGAAGGAGUGGGCGUCUGCCCGCGAGAACGCGGCCUUCGAGGCGGUGGACGAUUGGACGCUCGUGUGCCGCUGCGCUGAGGAGACAUGCCCCCAUGGCCCGGCGUGCUCGUACAGGUCAGCCGUGGAGACCAUCUUCUCCCGCAACGCCGCUUCUUUCGACGUUCGGGAGCUCGCGGCGUCUCUGCGGGACAUUCUGAUGGUCGGCCCGAAGAAGACGACGAGGGUGCCCUUCCUGGUGGGGCCGUCGAAUUCCGGGAAGAGCACGGUGGUUUACCCUUUCGACGACUUGUUUACUCCGAAACGGGUUCUGCACAAGCCUGCCUUGGGCCCCUCCUUUGGACUCCGGAACCUGGCCAGCGGCACGAAGCGGUUCAUCUUCUGGGACGACUUCCGGCCGGUUGAGUUCGCCCACGAGAAGACCGUCCCCGUCUCUUUGUUCCUGUCUCUGUUCGUCGGCCAGCACACCGAGAUCCAGAUUUCCCAGUCCUUCAACGACGGGAACAAGGACGUCUGCUGGAACCACGGCGCCGUUUUCACGGGCAAGCUGGAGGGCCUCUGGGAGACGACGAAUAAGGUGGGUGCGGAGGACAUCCGGCACAUGCAGAACCGCGUGAGGCAGUUCCCAUUCACCUCCGUCUUGUCGGACGGCUCUUUGCAGGACGUGCUCUCGUGUGCUCCGUGCAUGACCGCGUGGAUCGUCCGGGAGGCGGCAAAGUUCGACGCCGUCGGCGUUUUCCGCCCGGCGCCCGCUGCGCCGGCCGCGGCAGACGCGGGCGUGCCGCCUGUGAGCGGCUUCGACGACCUCAUGUCCGACGCGCGCAUACCCCGCGCGCAGGCAGACGCCUUGCUGGCGGAUGUCCGCGCGAUGGGUGCGGUUGCCGUGGACGAGGUACUCCCCGCGGACUGGGUCUGUCUGAAUUCGUGGGCCUUGCUGCUCCCGCUCCAGAAGCGCAGACUUCUUGGGCAAAUCGGCUCUCCGGUUUCGCCCUGA